AGCUUUUUUCUUGAUCUGGUUAUGAACAGAGAGAUAAGAAAACAAAGACACUUAAAACUGUGAAAGAAAAAGAACUUGACAUGGUGAACUUUGUGGCUGCACUGAGGCCCAUGGUGAGUUGGCUAAUGAAGAUUGCGGGUCUGCAACCCUACACAGUGGAGAUCGAACCAGGCACGGUCAUGAACUUCUGGGCUCCCCUAGAGACCCUGAAGAAGAAACCCAGUAAAAAGGGUGACAAGCCCGCGGUGGUCCUGGUCCAAGGCUUCUUCUCUGACGGCAUAAUGACUUGGCUGUUCCAGGCCUUUGCUCUAACCAAACAAUACUCAGUUUAUAUACCGGACCUCCUCUUCUUCGGUGGCUCUAUCACCGACAAAACCGACAGGUCACCGAGUUUCCAAGCGGAGUGUUUGGUUGCGGGGUUAAGGAAGCUCGGGGUGGAGAGGUGCACUGUGGUUGGGUUUAGCUAUGGUGGGACGGUAGCGUUCAAAAUGGCUGAGCUGCAUGCAGACUUGGUUGAGGCCGUGGUGGUGUCCGGUUCGGUCAUAGAGCUGACUGACUCCACCAAUGAACCAAUGCUGCAAAACCUUGGGUAUUCUUCUGUUUCGGAGAUGUUGUUGCCUACUUCUGCUAAGGCUUUGAAAAGGAUUAUCUCUCUUGCUUCACACAAAAAGCUGUGGUUGCCGGAUCGCUUUUACAAAGACUUCCUUGAGGUGAUGUAUAACAACAGGAAGGAAAGAGGUGAACUCCUAGAAGCUUUUGUCAUCAGCAACAAGGAUUUCACGGUUCCCAAUUUCCCACAGAUGAUACAUCUCUUAUGGGGUGAGAAUGAUCGGCUUUUGAAGCUAGAAAUUGCCCAAAACUUGAAAGGGCAACUAGGAGAAAAUGCCUCAUUCCAAGGGAUAAAAAAGGCCGGUCACUUAGUUCAUCUUGAACAUCCUUGUGUUUACAGCAGGUGUCUGAAGCAGUUCCUUGCCUCCUUGCACGAAGAUAAAGCUCGGAAAUGACGAGCUUAGUGUUAAGUUCAAUGAAGAAUGAUAUAAUUUAACAUCUAAAUAUGCGAGGCAGAAAUUGUUUCGUUAGGAUCUUUAGUAUUGGCAAAUUCCUUGACAAAUUUGAAUGUAAUUUGGGUCAUAAACCUUCGAAUUCAUAUGAUCUAACCUUUGUCUUGUGAUGUGAUAAUUUCAGGUCUUUGACGUUGUUCA
This is a messenger RNA of Quercus lobata, 1202 nucleotides long. Its product is annotated as epoxide hydrolase 3-like. The transcript has 4 exons. Lineage: Eukaryota; Viridiplantae; Streptophyta; Magnoliopsida; Fagales; Fagaceae. Bases 81 to 1004 code for a protein of 307 amino acids. The record is from RefSeq and is a predicted model, not a curated record.